Molecule: messenger RNA, 813 nt
Organism: Cyclocybe aegerita
Lineage: Eukaryota; Fungi; Basidiomycota; Agaricomycetes; Agaricales; Hemipholiotaceae
Source: the annotation of a GenBank genome assembly
AUGGAUGCAGCGGAGACGCGGACCAGCACUCUUGAGCAAUGCUUGGAACCCACUGAAAGCACCCUCACCAGACUGACCGACACCCUCCUGCAGACAAUGAGGGCUCUGCCAGAAAUGAUUACAGGUGCCAUUGACCAGAGGGAAGAAGUCAGGCGGAUGGCAGCUGAAGAUAGGGCGGUACAACUGGCAGCGAUUACCGGCGAUCCCGUCAUGUCUUCACAACUCAUGUGUCUGCUGGAAGGGCAAGGGCAUCCUAAGGAGCAGCAGCCUGCCGCUCGCAUUGCCGGCCCCUCCCAUGCCACCUCCACCCCCCCUCCAGGAACAGCAUCCAGUGAAAUUUUUGUUUCGCCGUCUGGGCAGUCCGACUACCUCGACGAGUACACGAAUGGAGGCGAUUAUGGCAUCAACAUACAGGGUCCGCCAGAGACCAGCCACUAUGCUGCGCCCAUCGAGGAUAGUGAUAUGGAUGAGGCAAUGCCUCCCCCCCGGCAGCCCCCUUGUCAGCCCACUCUGACAAUGAUUGAGGAGACAACAGAGCCCAACACUUCACAACCUGUCAGAGACAAUGCAGAACCUCUGCCUGCACCGGUCGAAAUCAAACCCCCCACACCAGAGACGGCCUCUAUCCCUCCUCCUGCCUCUCUCAUUGUCACCUGUGGGUCCUCCCUCCCUCUUGUGCCAACUCACAUCACCUCCCCUCCCAACGUGCCUGCCCGAGGACGAAGUGCAUCCCGGCCUCCAUCUCGAAGCAACCCCCCCUGCGGUGCAAGGAGCAAAACGCCGGCGCCUGAAAAUCGGAAGUCGGCACAUUGA